This is a messenger RNA of Haliotis rufescens (red abalone), 4409 nucleotides long. Its product is annotated as late secretory pathway protein AVL9 homolog. Lineage: Eukaryota; Metazoa; Mollusca; Gastropoda; Lepetellida; Haliotidae. Gene Ontology annotation, cellular component: cytoplasm. The transcript has 15 exons. The coding region runs from base 106 to 2820 and encodes 904 amino acids. The record is from RefSeq and is a predicted model, not a curated record.
AAGUGUAUGUUGUUUUCCAUUGCAGUAUCAACACGUUCCCCAAGUUCAUGGGGGUGGAAGUUAGCUAAAAUGUUGCAAAAAUCUAUAUAUUGACGCAUCUGAAAUAUGGCAGAUUCAAAGGUUGCAGAAGACAGCCCUAUUUUGCAUGUUGUAGUCAUUGGAUUUCAUCACAAAAAAGGAUGUCAGGUGGAGUAUUCCUACCCGCCACUGAUACCGGGGAAUGCAGUCGACAGCCAUGAUGUCCCUGACAAGUGGAGGCACCUGCCAUCCCUGGCCCUUCCUGAUGGGGCUCACAACUAUGUUAAAGAUACAGUAUUUUUCCACCUUCCUUCACAAGAUGGUGGACGCAAGACAGUGUACUGUGUGUCCUGCUACAGACAGAUGGAUGCCAAGGACCUGAUCAACAGGACAGCGGAUGUGACUCGCAGCACGGUCCAGAAGAGUGUGUGUGUCCUCAGCAGGCUGCCUCUGUAUGGACUGAUCAAGGCCAAGCUGGAGCUGAUUACACAUGCCUACUUCGAUGAGCGGGACUUCAGCAAGGUGGAGCUGCUACAGCAGACCUUCAACAACCUCAGCCAGUCCAUGACCGACAGCUUGCUGGAUGGGUCACAGGUCUUUCUGGGCCUGUCUGCUAGGGAUGUGGUGAUGAAGUUCAAGCACAAGAUUGUCGUACUCUUCAAGCUGCUGCUGCUGGAGAGGAAGAUUCUGUUCUUUGGCUCACCAGUAGAGAAUCUAAGCGGAACUCUGCUGUCUGUUUUGGCUCUCUUUCCAAAUAUGGUGGAGUUUGGCUUAGAUGAGUCGGUAAUGAAACAACUUAGGGAACUGUCGCCCACAUUAGGCAUGGCAUCCUUAGACAGUGAGGGGGAUGAGAACGAGUCGUUUCUGGAGGUCAGGUACUCUUCUGAGAAGGAUGUUAAGAAUAUGUCUGAUAUUACGAUGCACAUGAGGAAUGAACCGAUUAAACGCAGUAACAGUGUCGAGCCUCAGUCACCAACUAUACCAAGAGAUGGUAGUUUAGUCAUGUCAGGGAUUGCGUAUAAUAAUGACAAGGACAUGCAGGACUCUUUUCAUGGGCAAGUGCAAUCGUUGGAUGGACAGAGGUCUAAGGCUUUGAAAAACUCUGAAAACGAACAGCUCAAAAUGGCUGUCGGACGUGAUCUGGUAAAGAGCUCAAAACCAACACGAUGCUCCUCUGUUGACGAAGAUCCAAAAGUUCACGACCAUGCCAAAGUGCACGACCUCUCCAAAGUACAUGACCUUUCCAAGUAUAAGGGUGAUGGUGGAGGAUCAUCAAAAGAUGAUCCAAGUGCUUCAUGUGAUAUUCAAGACUGUUUUCAAGAUGAAGAAAAUUUUACUGCAUUUGGAAGCCCGAAAGAUAAGGGUGCGAUUGUGUAUAGCAAGGAGGACAGCCCCCUACAGCACAUGCCAAGCAUAACUCAGAUAGAGGCUGUACAGACUGGAAUAACAAUGCCAAACAGUAGCGAGAAAAUGGAGGAAUACUCACGCGAGGUUGAACUGGCAAGUAGCCCUGAAAGCCCUCAGCCUGACCUGAGGAGAGACUUGCCACUUUCUCUGGAGGACAAGGAGACUGUGCUUUCUCUCAGGAAGACAGACAGCUUUGAGGACCUAGAUUCUCCAGAAAGUAUCAGUAGAAUAGACAGGGAAGAUUGUUUCUCCUGGGAAGAUGACCGCGUUCUGUUGUCCAUCGAGCAUGAACCAGAAAUCAAAGAUGGCAUAGAUUCCAAGGGAGAUAACUCUGCUAAUGUUGGUUCUGCAUCUGCCGCUGGGCCUAUCCUGCAGACGGACGGUAGUUUUGAUGAAAAGAGUUCUGUGUCGGAGAGUGAUAAGGGAAGUGUUUCCUCUGAGAAAAGUGUAACCCGGCGGUCUGGUCGCCAUGGUAGCCCAGGAGUGAAGGCUGCCGCUCUGAAACAUAAACUGACUGCUGCUUUUGGGAAUUUACACAUUAAAGGAAAAGGGAAGACUACUGGUCAGAUUGAGAUGAAACCGAUGUCGAGAGAAGAGUCUUUGAUUCAGCAGGAUGACUAUGGUUUUCCUCUUGCUGUUUUCACAAAGGGCAGUGUCUGCCACCCGUACUUGAGUCUGCAAUAUCAUGACAUUCUGCAGGACGUCAACAUCAGAAGCUUCUUGAUUGGCGCCACCAACAUUCUGUUUAAACAGAGGAGAUCCCUGAUGGACGUCAUUGUAGAGAUUGGCGAAGGCAAAGUGGAAAUCCUGGACAAGGAGCUGCAGCGGUACCUACACCUCACAACAGCCGACCUCCGCUUUGCCGACUACCUCGUCAAGAUGGUUGUGGAGGACAAGAAUGACAUCUACCUGGACGGGACAGUCUCCUUUCCAGAGUGGGAGGGUGGAGACGAGUGGAUCCGUGCUCAGUUCCGCCUUUACCUGCAGUCUCUGCUGGCUUCAGUCAUCAAUGAAGAUACCAAACUUCUAGAUGAUUAUGGCUCCAGCUUUGUUCAGGCAUGGAAGAUGACCCACAACUUCAGGGUUUGGUCUAAAACUGAUCAUGCUGGUCUCAAGGAGUUCCCUCCUGGACAUCCAUACCAAGGGCAUUUGAAUGUUGCAGAUCUCAGAGUGAGGCUGUCCCACAACCUGCAGAACACCGAGCGUGGCAAGAAGAUCAACGCAGCCGUUGUCCAGACAGGGAAGUACAUGGUGCAGACAGGCAAGGCUGUAGGGGGCGCUUUAAGUAAUGCAAGAUCAGCCCUGUCGUCAUGGUUCAGUGGUUUCUCCGCGGAGAAGUCCCAGAUGUCGCCGUCAGAGUCAGCGGAGACAGUGUCGGAACCGGAGUCCAGCUAACCCCUCCAGGCGUGGUGGCUGUUCUUGUUUAUGCAUAUUACUUUAUCUGAGGUCUGCUCAUGUGGUUGUUUGUUUACAAGGUCAAAGAGACAUCAAUGGCUCAGUUUGUAAACCUUGUAACAGUGUCACUGCAUACUUGUAACUAUUGCAAGUUGCAGUUUAUUACUCAUUCCAAUACUGAUAUUGUGUAUUUUCACACGUCGCUUACAGUAUCAUAUAUGAUAAAAUAAGGAUGCAAUAAAACAUCUCUUCUGUUAAAGUCAGAAAUCGAUGCAAUGGUAAAGGUAUCAUAAGGACUAGUAGAAAUUUGCCAUUUUUCGGGGUUUUGCUAUAUGUUAUCAUUAUAAGGACUAGUGGACAAAAACUGUUUGUCUAGUUCUGUAAAACCCUGUUUAUCCAGACAUACUGUUCUCAGUGAAAACAUCCAGGUAAACACAUGGCUGUGUGAAUGAAUCCUAGUGUGUACUAACGUCGCUUCAAAUACAAAUUGACCUCGAUAGACAAAAUCCGGGGAGUGAUGAUUCUGGAUUAACAGGGUUCAAACUAACAACAGUCAGUGUAUUUUUGUUUGUUUUUUUGUUGCUGUUUUGGGUGGGGUGGGAUGGUGUGUUCAAAUAAAUAGCCACGAUAGACAUGUAGCCCAUACAUCCCCAUUGGACCUGGGCCCACUUGCACAAAGUGAUCUUGGCCCUAAGACUAUUGUAAGCCUACCGGGGUAUGUUAAAGUAUGGGAGUUACGAUCAUCUUAGCGCUAAGAUUGCUUUGUGCAAGUAGGCCCAGGGGGAGGGGACAUUUUGAAACAUUUGAAAUAAAAGUAGGCGAUAUUAUACAGUAUGAAAAAGAUAAGAUGGAUGCGAAAGUGGAUAGGAGAGGGGGAGAUAGAACAACAGUCAGUGUCAGUAGUGUCUGGUGUUGCUUGGGUGAUGAUAAAGUGGGACUCACAUUGAGUACUGUGGAAAUAGGGCUUGCCAUUAUGAGAGGAGCUCGAAUUGUGAUUACAGUAUUUUAAUUAGAUUCAUAUAAGGAACCGAGCCAAAGAAUGCUGUCAGAACACUUUGUGUGUUUCAUGUUCAUCCCUGAAGGGACGGCUUCAGUUCCCACGGGUACAUUUUCUUAAGUUGUUAUUUUUUUUAAUUCCGAAGGAGGCCCAUUUUGCCAUAAUAUAUAACUUAGCCCCUUUGUACUGUUGUCAGCGAAAUACAGGUUGUCUCUACAAAGCCAUAAACUUAGCUAUUUGUUAUUAGCAUAAAUGGGUAAACUUUAAAAUCCAUUUUGGCAAUUUUUUAAUGAUGUUUGCUACAGAUUUGGGGCUGAAUAUCAGCUUCUCAGCAGGUCUAGAUAAAUCCCAGAGAGUGGUUCAAACAUGAGAAGAUGCCGUGGGUGGUUCAGUUGUUUUUAAUGCCGUAAUUCUGCGGUAAAGAGUUUCACCCGUAUGUCAUGCCAGAAUCCACUGAUUGUGGGUUUGAAGCUGGGAUUUGCUGGUUCUUGGUUUUGUUGCACCAUUCCCAUCACUUGGCUUCGUCAUCCCCAACGGCGUUGAAUAUCCAUCACUUGCAUUCCAUGACUCAACCCUACACAUUACCACGUUU